Tilletiaria anomala UBC 951 is the source of this 1779-nucleotide messenger RNA. RefSeq names its product putative tubulin beta chain. NCBI's taxonomy places the organism in Eukaryota, Fungi, Basidiomycota, Exobasidiomycetes, Georgefischeriales, Tilletiariaceae. Gene Ontology annotation, molecular function: GTPase activity; GTP binding; structural constituent of cytoskeleton. The coding region runs from base 262 to 1611 and encodes 449 amino acids. Gene Ontology annotation, cellular component: cytoplasm; microtubule. The record is from RefSeq and is a predicted model, not a curated record. Gene Ontology annotation, biological process: microtubule cytoskeleton organization; mitotic cell cycle. The transcript has 9 exons.
CUUCAUUUCUUCGGUCACCUUCACGACGAUUUUCGAGCCUGAGCGCUCUUUUUAUGUGCCGAGAUUCCAUUGUGGUUCUGCAGCUUGCAACGGACGGUGCGUGUAAUAAGGGGGAAAGCGACGCAUCGAAUUGCUUAGCUCCAGCAAGACUGAAACGCUCGACGCGUCUCUCUUCGCCACUCCGGUCCGCAUCAUCGCAUGGUGUUGUGAACUGUCGCUCACCAGAAGCAUAUCGGAGUCGAAACAGCGCAGUCAUUCAAAAUGAGAGAGCUCAUCACGUUUUCCGUAGGCCAAGCUGGCACGCAAGUCUCGACCGAGUUCUGGAAGAAGAUCCUCGCCGAGCACGGCCUGAACGAAAGCGGUCAAUAUGUGGGCGAUAACGAUAACCAGCUUGCCAAGGUGGGCGUUUUCUUCGAGCCUUCUGGCGUCGAAGGAAAAUACGUCCCAAGGAAUGUCGCCAUAGACCUAGAGCCGGGUACUAUCGAUAUGGUCCGCUCCGGGCCCCUUGGCAGCCUCUUCAGGCCGGAUAACAUGAUACACGGACAAUCAGGAGCGGGUAACAACUUCGCCAAGGGAUUCUACACCGAGGGUGCAGAACUCAUGGAUGGUAUCAUGGACGUGGCGAGGAAGGAGGCGGAGAAGGCAGACAUGCUUCAAGGCUUCCAGCUCGUUCACUCGAUCGGCGGUGGCAGCGGCUCUGGUCUCGGAACGAACCUGUUGACCAAGUUGCGCGAAGAAUUCCCUGACCGAAUGCUGGCGAGCUGGUCAGUGCUUCCGUCUCCAAAAGUUAGCGAGGUCGUGGUCGAGCCAUACAAUGCGACUUUGUCUUUCCACCAACUUGUCGAGAACGUCGACUUGUCGUUUUGCUUGGACAAUGAGGCUCUUUAUGAUAUUUGCCAGCGGACAUUGAAAGUCAAGGACCCAGGGUACAAGGACUUGAACCAGAUUAUUGCUAGCGCCAUGUCGGGCUGCUCAACCACCCUGCGUUUCCCAGGUCAAUUGAACAGCGACCUAAGAAAAUUGGGUGUCAACAUGGUUCCCUUCCCGCGUCUACACUUCUUUACUUGCGGUUAUGCUCCAUUGGUAGCACCGGGCUCAAAAGCCUACUCGUCAUUGAAGGUGUCUGAGCUCGUCUCACAAGGCCUGUCUCCCAACUGCACCAUGGCCGCCAUCGACCCCAGGCUCGGCAAGUACCUCACGGUUGCGGCUAUCUUCCGGGGCCCGAUCAAAUCGAAGGACGUGGAAGACGAGAUGUACAACCUGCAAAUGAAGAACAGCACAGGUUUCGUCGAGUGGAUUCCGCAGAAUGUUCUUACUUCCCUCUGCGAUAUUGCCCCGCCAGAUGUCAAGAUGUCCGCCACAUUCAUCGGCAACACAACUUCGGUGCAAGAGCUGUUCAAACGAACAGAGCAGCAAUUUGCAGCAAUGUUCAGGCGCCGCGCUUUCUUGCACUGGUAUACUAACGAGGGCAUGGACGAGCUCGAGUUCCAAGAGGCAGCAAGCAAUCUACAAGAUCUCAUCUCUGAAUACCAGCAGUACGAGAGCGCGACAGUGGAUGACGAUGAGCUCCUCGAAGGCGAAUACGAGGAGGAGAUUGCUGAAGAGGAAUGACAAAAGGCAACGAAGCACUAAAGGGCAAAUUCGACGCAAAUGUCAAUGAGAGGACGAGCGACUGGACAUGGCCUUAUCUGAUGCGCUUGUUGCUGGUGUCUCUGUAUUCUCGCGCAGUCGCAAAAUGAACUAAUACCCCCGUGUAUGCGCCUGGCAGCUCAUGACAAG